Molecule: messenger RNA, 558 nt
Organism: Meloidogyne enterolobii
Lineage: Eukaryota; Metazoa; Nematoda; Chromadorea; Rhabditida; Meloidogynidae
Source: the annotation of a GenBank genome assembly
AUGGCGAAAAGAAGGUAUAAAAUUAAAAAUUUUGGCAAAUUUAGAUGUGAUUUUAAACUCGAAAAUAAUAAAUUUAUCUUGGAAGAUUUAAGAAAGAAAUUGGCGGCAACAGAAUGUCAGCGAGAUAUUUUAAAUAAAGAAAAUGGCAGAUUAAGAGACCAACUUGACAAUGUCAAUAAAAAUUGUGAAGAGAAGGUCGAACAAAUCAAGCAGGUUCAACGUAGAAGUGAGUCGUGUGACAAACUACAAUUAGAUCGUUUACAAUUUGAAUUGGAUUCAAAUAAUAAAAAAUAUGAAGAAGCAAAAACAACGCUUGUAGAGUUGGAUGCACAAUGUGAAAGAUUAAUGCAAAAACUUCAAAAAUGUGAAUUUGAACGUAAUUCUUAUAAAGACGAUUAUGAACGAAUGAAAGCAGAAAGUGGAAAAUUACGUUCAGAAAAUUCAGAAUUUCGUAAAUUACAAAGUGAGAAUUUGUCGUUAAAAAGUAAUGAAAAAUGUUUGGAAAGAAAAAUUGUUGAGUUGGAGGUUUUUUUAAUUUUAAAAAAUUUUUUAAAUUAA